UGUCAAUUGGAUAUAUAAGUGGCUACUAAUAAAAAAAACACACAAGCCCACAGAGUUUAUUGUUUGUGUUUUCCAUCAUUGUUCAAAAAAAGCAAUCGCUGUUCAUUUAAUUGAGCAGAUUGUAAGCAAAAAAAAAUUGGUAAAACAAAAACAAAAAACACAAAACUAAAGCUAUUGGCGUAAAAUGAAUCGAACCGAAAGUGUUUUUACACAAGAUGGAUUAUCGUCUACUGUAGAUACUUCGGACAAACUAAAAUUGGGUGAAUUUUUUUAUCUUCGUAGGAAUAAUCGAUAUUCGUUAAUUUGCGUGCAUUGUUUCCAAGAGUUUGAUCAAGAGCGUUUUGCUGAGUUUACCGUUCACAUUGAACAGCAUUUGUUACGGAUUUGGGGUAUUCAAGUGAAACCGAUGAAAAUGGAAAAUCCAACUGGAACCGGAGCAGCACUCCCAUUGCCACCGCACGCUGGUGCGUACGCAGCAGCAGCAGCAGCAAACGAUUUGUCAUUGUUUAAAAAUGAAUUUGGUGGGCCAACGAAUGCGGGCGAAUUACCGCAAUAUUUUUACAAUGGUUACAAUCCGGCAAACGGUUGGUUUCAAUCCGAUAAUAAUCAGCAAUCGUCGUCGGCGGCGGCCAAUCAGGCCGAUAUGAAUUGCCGCAAAAAUACGAACAAUUCACAACAAUACGAAGACGAGUUCAAUGCAUUGAAACGAUCAUUCAAUGAACCCAUGUUUGUUAUCAACGAUACGCCCGAAGUGAGACAAUUGUCGCAAUACCUGGCCGAAAGUUAUCCGAUUGAAAAACGCGCCGGCCAAUACAAAUGUCCUCUUUGCGAAAAACUGUUUAAUGGCUCGGCAUUGGCACGUCGUCACGUGUACACGCACAGCGUUGAUAAAGUGUUUGCUUGUGGCACAUGCCAGCGUAAAUUUUCGCACGCUAGACAUCUACGCGACCACAUCAGGACAAAGCAUGGCAAUCCAGCCAAUCUUCCGGAGCGACCGACAAACCGUGGUUCUUCCUCCAGCAGCAACAAUCGAUCUUCUUAUGAUAUAUCCAAUGUAUCUCACUCUCUUGGAAACCAUUUUAUGAAUGUAUCAGGCGGUGGACAUUCAAUGGUAUUGACUGGUGAGGCUGGGAGUACGUCAUUUCAGCAGGAAUUCGAUGCACUUCAAGCAUUGUACAAGGACAACAAGUCAAUCAUAGUAAAUGAUUUGCCGGAAAUUCGUGAAAUUUCGCAAUAUCUCAUGCCGAACUAUGAAUUCUCGAAGAUAAACGAUCAGGUGAUGUGCCCACUAUGUGAUGGCACAUUCAAUUCAAAAUCAACGGUACGCAGACACCUCACAAACCAUUUGCGUAUCAAAAUGUUCCGCUGCGGGCAGUGCGAAAGAGAGUUCCGUCACGCAAGACAUUGCCAGGAGCACAUCAAAUCGAAGCAUCAUUCAAAUUUUUAUGACGGCAGUAGCUCAAGCACCGAACACAAGGCCGGCGGCCGAAACAAACCCGUUGCCAUUAAAUCAGAACCAUACGAAACAAAUAAAAAAAUCGAAUGCUACAUUUGCCAUACGAAAUUCAAGCGUCGCAGCAAUUUAAAAACCGCCGCCGGAUCAUAUGCCGGUGAUUCGAAUUGCUGCAAUGCUUGCAACAAGAAUUUAGCCAGACGUCCGACAAUGAUGAAUAUGCGCAUACCGAUUGUUGACGAUAAAAAUGCUGUGCGCCAUUUGGCGCGACCAGAUGAACCGAAGCACAAGUGCGAUGUGUGCCACGAGUCAUUCAAUCGUGCCGAUAAAUUGCUUAACCAUCGACGCACUCACAAAGAACCGAUGAAAUUCUAUUGCAAAUUCUGUAAUCUUGGAUUCAUGGAUCAAAAAACCUAUGCAACACAUGAAAUGCAACACGCCAAGCCGUCGUAUGCACACGACGAUCGAAGGAAACCAGAAAUACCAAACCCAAUUCACAUGUCGAUGGUCGGCAUGCCGAUCCAAAUGGAUGACUUUGAGUCGGUUUACCUACAGGACGAGUAUGGUAGUGGUAAUCCGAAGCGGCUUUGUCCCCUGGAUCGUUUGAAAAUUGGCGAAGUGUUUCAAGUGCGACAAAAUCAAUUUGUCUUCGCUUGCAUCCAUUGUACACAGGAAUUUCAGCAAUUUGCUCGAUUUACCGCCCACAUACAGAGUCAUUACAACAGCGCGCUACAGUGGAUGGGUACACCACAAAAUGAAUCGUAUGAAAUGCCCGUCGAACAACCAACACCGGCCGUCGCAAGUAUUGAAAAUGUUGAAUGGCUGUUCAGUGAUUCAAGCAACGAUUCGACGUGUGGUGAGGAAGACAACGAUGACGAUGUGCACGAGUUGAUCGACAUCGAGUGUAAAGUAAAUAUUCGUGAAGAUGACAACGACACGGAAAUGUUGAACGAGGAAGAUUCCUGUGGUUUGAAUGAACCAACAACAUCACUAGAGACGUGUUUCAAACUAAAGCAUCCACUGAUUCGUGUGAAAGACACAUCAGACACACGUAAAUUAUUGCCGUAUUUUUCGAAAAAGUUUACUUCCAAACGCACCGCCGAUGAUCAACGCUUCAAGUGUCCGAUGUGUGAUUUUUUGGCCAACAACAAGGCAAAUUUCCGAAGGCACAUUUUUACACAUUCAGAAAUGAAGAUAUUUUCAUGUAAGCUAUGCAACAAAGAUUUCAGCCAACCGAGCGAUAUUUUGGGUCACAUUGAACAAAAGCACAACGAUGUGGCCGUGUUGACGGAACGUCAGCCGAAAAAAUUGAAAAUUGAAAAAUUUGGGAGCGGCGGUGGCGUUAUCAAUCCAUCAUCAAAUUUACUCAUCGCGCCAAAGAUGAAAAUGAACGCAAAAAUGCUGUACAGCGCUGGAGUAAAUGGUGAUAAAAGCCGAUCGCAGUGUUUACUUUGUUUCAAAACUUUCUCCAGACCGAAUGGCAUUGUAAAACACAUGAAGACACAUACACAGGAGAAGAAUUAUCAGUGCUUUACAUGCGGCGCACAAUUUAGUCGGUCUGACCAUUUGAAUCGUCAUAUGCUGAUACACGAAGAACCCAAGUUCAAAUGCGAUAUAUGUGACAUGUCAUUUAGACGCUCCGAUAAAAUGCUGAUACAUCGACGAAAACAUCCAGAGGCGAUGAAUUACACCUGUGAAAAAUGCGGUCUCGGAUUUAUGGAAUUAACGUCAAUUAAAACCCAUGUGAAUUUCCACUGCAAAGGAAAGCCAGAUAUUAACGAAUCACAAACCGAUAGUUUCGGUGAUCAAACGGCUGAAUUGAAAAUUGAACGACAUUCGGGAGGAAAUACGGCAGCGGUACAAUUCGACAGCGGUCCAAGCGCUGUUAAUUAUCUCAACGAAUCAUGAGAUUAAAUUUAUUGCACACAUUCAAACGAACAAAUUCUAAUGUUUAGAUAUUUUUGUAUUAAUAUAUGUGAACGAACUCAUUAUUUGCCAGAUUUUUUUAACAGAAAUUAGGGAAUAAAGAAGGGAGAAAAAACACACA
Molecule: messenger RNA, 3500 nt
Organism: Sitodiplosis mosellana (orange wheat blossom midge)
Lineage: Eukaryota; Metazoa; Arthropoda; Insecta; Diptera; Cecidomyiidae
Product: zinc finger protein 43-like
Exons: 3
Coding region: 185-3361 (1058 amino acids)
Biological process (GO): regulation of transcription by RNA polymerase II
Cellular component (GO): nucleus
Molecular function (GO): RNA polymerase II transcription regulatory region sequence-specific DNA binding; DNA-binding transcription factor activity, RNA polymerase II-specific
Source: RefSeq, a predicted model, not a curated record